AUGGCAUCUUCAUGGAUAAACAGCUUUAGCUCAUGCUCAAAUUACAACAGAUCUCACGUGUUAACGCGGAGUCGCAAGGGUUAUGUCAAUCCAAAUUUUCGAUUACACUCGAACCAAAAGAGUUUGAAACAUCUGACCAGAGUAAGAAAGCUAGAGGAGGAAGGUGAGAAAGAAUACGACAGAGAACACUAUGCAGCAGAGGACGAUGAGAAAGAAGAUGAUCCAAUGAAUGAGGAGGACAAAGACGAAUGUCGAGCAGAGGAGGCAGUUCUAAAACUAUACAACGAUAUCAAAGACCGAAACAUCAAUGGAAUUUCAGAAGUUAUUGGAGAUGAGUGCCAAUGCUUUUGCAACUUCUUAUCUUCUUACCGACUCUUACAAGGCAAGAAGCAAGUGAUGGCUUUCAUCUACUGGUUGAUGAUGAACCUGGGGAAAGAUAUCAAGAUUAUUGUUAGACCAACCUCCAAAGAUGGCAUGACCGUUGGUGUUCAAUGGCAACUCGAAUGGGAGAAGUCAAACAUCCAAUUGGGGAAGGGAAUGAGUUUCCACAUUUGCCAUAUCUACCAGGGAAAACUGUUGAUAAAGAAUGUGGAGAUGUUCAUGGAGCCAGUUUUUCACAUUGAGCCUCUUAGACUAAGAACUAUGGCGUUUGCAGUGAGCUUGGCUGAGAAGAUGGUCACUUUCUUAAGACCUGUAGAAAACAUAAGGAGACAAGCAAUGACGCUUCUGCUUCUUGCUCUUCUGUUGCUUGCUGCAGUCGCUUUCUACUUCACCCAACCAAGACUAUAAGCCUAAAACACAGCAAAUAGCCAAAUACCAUGGAAGAUAGCAG
Molecule: messenger RNA, 832 nt
Organism: Eruca vesicaria subsp. sativa (arugula)
Lineage: Eukaryota; Viridiplantae; Streptophyta; Magnoliopsida; Brassicales; Brassicaceae
Source: the annotation of a GenBank genome assembly